AUGUCACCCCCGCCGCACCUUGAAAAAGAUAAUGGUCUAUCAAGCACGGGAAGUAAAGCUCCUUUGAGGGCUGGCAAGAAGUCAGUGGAAGUCGACGUCGGCAGUUCGCCGUCCACGGCAUCGAUCCCGACUCGUACUCAGACGCAGAGCAGUAGUCAACCUACGUUCCCAGAGGGGGGACUCCAGGCAUGGCUUACGGUCAUAGGAGGGUCGAUGGUCCUCUUCUGCACGUUUGGUGUGGUUCAAUCGUUUGGCGUCUAUCAAGAUUACUAUACGCGCGUCUUCCUGGAUGAACACACACCAAGCGAAAUAUCCUGGAUCGGGUCUGUUCAGGUGUUCUUCUUGUUCGCCUUGGGACUACCAGCUGGGAAGCUGUUUGAUGAAGGCUACUUCCACCACACCGUCAUCUCGGGUUCAGUGAUAUAUCUCGUGUCGCUGUUCUUGUUGUCUCUGGCGAAGCCUCAUAACUAUUACCAAAAUUUCCUAGCUCAAGGAGUUGGCAUGGGAAUUGGGAUGGGAUUGAUGUUCUUGCCUUCCCUUACGAUCACGUCCCACUACUUUCGCCGACGAAGGUCGUUAGCGAUGGGUGUCGUAAUUGCGGGCUCUUCUCUCGGCGGUUGUCUAUACCCUAUACUUCUUAAUAACCUCUUCGACAAAAACGAUUGGGGUUGGGGCGUAAGGGCCGUUGGGUUCAUCGACCUUGGCCUCUUAUUGAUGGCCAACCUGUUUAUGAGAACAAGACUUCCCAGUCGCAAGUAUAAACCGGAUAGGAAGACGGUAGAAUUCAAGACGAUCAUCUAUGACCUUCCAUACAUGGUCUUCGUAGCUGGGUCAUUUUUGGUCUUCUGGGGCCUCUUCUUCCCGUUUUUCUACCUUCAAUACUACGGCGCUCAGCGCCAUGUCUCUCCUACCGUUGUCAAAUACUCAAUAACGAUCAUGAACGCGGCAUCGGUGUUUGGACGGACGAUUCCCAACUUCUUGGCUGACAAGUAUGGGCCGUUCAAUGUCAUGAUACCUUCCACCAUCAUAUCUGGUGGGCUGAUUUAUGCUAUGUUUGGCGCGUCGACCACAGGUGGAAUCAUAGCUUUCGCCAUCUUCUAUGGGUUCUUUUCCGGCGGAUUUGUGUCUAUUUGCACCCCAGCUGCCAGUCUCUUCGCUAAGGAUAUAUCCGAGCUGGGAAUUCGUAUAGGGGUACUCUCGUCGAGCUUGGGAUUGGCCUUGUUGACUGGGAAUCCCAUAGCGGGCGCCGUCUUGUCGCCUCCGACGUAUGCAUGGUGGAGAUCAUUCGUGUUCUCUUCGGUGGUCGUGUUCGCAGGAGCGGCCUGCCAGAUUCUAGCAAGAAGUUCGCUUGUCAAAAGAAAAGGUUCUAACAUCACAUAA
Messenger RNA from Pleurotus ostreatus (oyster mushroom), 1380 nucleotides. RefSeq lists its product as uncharacterized. The transcript is spliced from 13 exons. Gene Ontology annotation, molecular function: transmembrane transporter activity. The record is from RefSeq and is a predicted model, not a curated record. NCBI's taxonomy places the organism in Eukaryota, Fungi, Basidiomycota, Agaricomycetes, Agaricales, Pleurotaceae. Bases 1 to 1380 code for a protein of 459 amino acids. Gene Ontology annotation, biological process: transmembrane transport. Gene Ontology annotation, cellular component: fungal-type vacuole membrane.